Molecule: messenger RNA, 483 nt
Organism: Hibiscus syriacus
Lineage: Eukaryota; Viridiplantae; Streptophyta; Magnoliopsida; Malvales; Malvaceae
Exons: 2
Coding region: 1-483 (160 amino acids)
Source: RefSeq, a predicted model, not a curated record
AUGGCAAAGCAGGGCAAUUUGGCCGCAAGGGUAAGUUUCACAAGUUUCAUAUGUGAUGUUGGAUGCAGGUUCCUGACUGGAGAGAUUAGGAGGGCUUCAAAGCCGCCCUCAGGUCCAGCUGGUGGUAAAGUAUCAGUGACAUGCAAGGACGACCGAAGCAGAAUCAUAUAUUAUGAAAGCCAUGAAACCGACGAACAAGGGAACUUCAAUAUGGCUGUCAACAAAUACGUUAAUGGCAAAGAGUUGCAACCCCAAUCAUGCUUGAUUAGGUUAGUGUCUUCCCCACAUGCUACUUGCAAUAUUCUGACCAACUUCGCCGGAGAACUUAAAGGCAUCAAGCUCCCGAACCGGCCUACCGUUUUAUAUCGUGAUUUAGUUCAAUAUCAACUCGGUACCUUCUUCUACACUACUCAACGGUGUGCUAAACCUGCUGCCGACCACAACCAUGAUUCAUCUGGUUGCCUUGCAAGUAAUAAUUAUUAA